UUUACAGGUGGGUAGUUACCCUCUGGUAUCCCCGUUUAACGAGAGUUUCCCUGACCACUUCCACGUGGGAAGAACACAUGAACACCAGCUGACUGUAACCAGUGGGAAUGAGUCUGUUCUUCACAUGGUGUACCAACCCCAGCCAGGAGAGUGGUACUUGGCUGCCUUUACCUCACAAACUCACGACAAGAUAGUACAAAAGGGACUUGGUCCUAAAUGUCGAUAUUUCCUGGAGCCGGCUAUCUCUAUAGAUAUUCACAAACGGGUAGAAACACUGGACAAGAGGCAUGGUUCAGUACACAUCAAGCCUAAUGAUAACAAACUUAUCAGGUUCUUCUUGGAUGAGCCUGCAUGGGAGUUUAAGAUUCACAUCAUAGGCUGUGGUAUUAAGACUGCGGCUUCAAUCUCUAACUACCUCUGUGACAUAACUGUAAUGUCCAGGAGCUCUGCUCUGCCAAGUGCUGAGCGCAGACAAGGGGAGAUAACCUGUACUCCUGCCGCAAAUGAUGAAUGUAUUCUAAGAGUAGCCUCCCCUGAUGUAGAUGCUUGGCAGUAUCUGUCUUUUACUAACCAUGGGAAUGAGGAUAUUAGUGUACAGUUUACCUUGGAAAGCACAGUGUGCUCUGGUGAGAUAUACCUGGUGACCUCUGAGUGGGACAAUAGUACAAAGGACUGUAGUGUGUUACCUGAGCUAGACAGGUAUCGGGGGUAUGGGGACUUCAGGUCUGUCCUGGGGGUGCUGGCCUUCUCCACGGUCAUCACGCCCCAGGUGAUCCUGUAUGAUGGACUGACCACCGUCAUCCCAUUCACGCUGGAGCCCAGGUUAGACAUAGGUGGAACUCUCAAGACCAGGCUGACCGUAAUCGUGCUGGACGGAGUGCCAGGUAAGUACCUAGUAGUGACGGGCUGCUUACAGAAGGGCAGCAUUGGAUUUAACGGGGGUGGCAGCCCACCCUGUGAGGCCUACCCCUCCAGACAGAUUUACCUCAAUGCCAGCGAGCCUCAGGAACAGACAGGGGUGCUGUACGUGCCUUACCCCGAACCAGCAAAGUGGUUCUUGUCUCUGACCAUGCAUUGUUAUACGGAAGGUCAAUACAACCAAAGAGAAGCAUGUCAUAACAUGACUGCCCUGGUGGAGAUGGACAUCAGCACUUCUGCAUGUGUGGACGGAGGCUGUGACAACAGUGGCCAGUGCCUGACCUAUGUGAGAGGUGCCAGCCGCUUCUCUGCCUGUAACUGUCUCUCAGGUUGGCGUGGUUAUGGUUGCAGUGACGGUACAGAGGCUGCGUCUACCGAGGCUCAGCUAGAGGAGGCCCUCCUCUUGACCCUCAGUAACCUGUUCUUCUUUCCUGCCAUUAUCCUUGCCCUUUAUCGCAGAUUCUACGCUGAAGCCCUCGUCUACUUUUGUACAAUGUUUUUCUCAUCAUUUUACCAUGCUUGUGAUGGAAACAGGGUACUGUCCUAUUGCAUCACCAGUUUCGACACGUUAAGUGCCUGUGAUUUCUUUGGUUCAGUCCUGUCUUUCUGGGUGACAUUGACAGCCAUGCUGCAACUGAAGGAGCCUUACCUGCCCACGCUAAUGAUGGCUGGAGCCAUUGGUCUGAUAUACGGGGUGAUGGAGGACAAGCACAGUCUCUGGCUGUUUGUGGCCCCGGCCAUAUCAGGGGUGACCCUGCUCAUCAUAUUCUGGGGUCUACGGUGCUUUAAGAGGCGAGGCUGGUACCCAUCCUGGAGAAGGUAUGUGUUUUUCCUGCUGCCAGGUGUUGUCUGUGCCGGGAUUGGUAUCAGUCUCUUCGCUUUUGUAGAAACAGAGAAGAAUUACAAGUAUGUACAUAGUGUGUGGCAUGUUACCAUGGCGAUGUCCAUUGUAUUUGUGCUUCCUCCAAGGCCUGCCUGGAGGAUGAAGACAGGAAAAACAUCGAAGAAAUGGCCUACAUGUACAUCAACCGCAUCUGAUGAUGCCAUCCAGGUGAUCAGCUGUCCCGAUGACCAGCAGGAGUGGAGAGGCGGCAUUGUAAAUGUCUCAAUGACUGAAGUAUCGGAAUAGCCCUGACCAACCUGUUGGUCGUGGGUUCAAAUCAAGCACCUGCCUGUUCAGGUCUCAUCAUCAUUCAAGGGAUUUGUCCAGAUUUCUACCCACCAGUAAUAAUGACGGCUGUCAUAAAGCUGAAAUUUCUUUUCAGCACCGUGUCAAACACAGGUGACAAAAAUAAAACUUGUUGUACGUGUACUAACUUCGGAAUCCUACAUAUCAGUUGAGUACAAUGUGAAACACCAAUGACCAAAGUAAAAUAUUUUUUACCGUGUUGUAAAUGUACUAACUUCAGAAUCCUACAUAUCUAUGGGAUAAUAAUUGUCAUUCCAAGUGUUUUAAGCACAUACAUACAUGUCACCCGUCAUGAUUAAAAAGAAAAAAACUCUCAGGGCACUGUCCGGUACCUGGCGAGGAGCGGUGGUUUACUCUGAGUGCUCCAGUUUCCUUUGCCCAUUGUCUUCACCAUUAUCAUGUAGAGAAAAAAUUGUUGAGUGUGGCAGUUAAGAGAGUGAAAUAAGUAAGUACCGGUAUAAUUAAAUACAAGCAAUUAUGGCUCAAUCAGUUUACAUACUGCUUACAGGACUACAAUUGGACUGUUUUCAUAAUACAUGGGUUACUUCCUUUUUCAAGGAUUUACCUCCCUUGAUUGUAGGUAUCCGUUCAAUUAUCCAAUGCUGGUAGCAUUUAGAAGUACCAGUGUGAUGAAAGUUAAGCAACCACAGUGGUUAUGUGACUAAUCUACCUGUGAAAUUUCUUGUAAGGCUAGCUACUUUUAUGUCAUUGCAAUAUACUUCUAUGCAUUGGGAAACUGAUAGAGUAAACAACAAUAUUUAGUCAUAUAUGCUUUUAGUACUGAAAUAAAAGACUGAUACUUACUGUCAAGGGAUGUAAUUCCUUGAAAUGGGAAGUAACGUAUGUGUUACAAAAAGACUGAAUAUGUAGAGAAGAGUGUGUACAAGUAAUACUGGCUAACACCACUUCAGACUGUCUCAAACCAAAGGCAAUUUUAUAAUCAAAUACAACAAUUGUGAUUAGCAUAAUGUAUUUUCUAUUUGAUAAGAAGUAUUUUUAUUUAAUUUAAAAUGCAACAGGCUUGUAAUUUACCUAAUAUUUUUCUAUUUAUAUGAACCAAAAUGACCCUGGGACAUCUGUAUCAUCAUUUAUGUGAAAUAAGAAUUGCUCAUCAAUUACAGCAGGUUUGUACUUUGGGUAAUAUUUGUCCCUGUAUGUGAUAAAAACCAUGGUCAACCAAAUUAAUCCACAUCAUCAUUAUUUAAUUUUUAAAAGUAUUCUUAUCAUAUGCUCAAUUAAAUCCCGGUUCACCCAGGCUUUUUACGUUUUAGGAAAAUGUGCUGAAAUUUUUCUGGCACAGUUUGUCUAAUAGUGCUUGUCUUUAGCUCUUUUAUAUGUUAACAUUUGUUAUUAGGCUGGCAUAUCCUAAUGUAUUUUAUAUUAAUUGUUAUUUUAAAAAGUGGAUUUGAAGACUUGUAUUCAUAAAUAAACAUGCAGUGUAUGGUUAUUUCAUGAAAAAGGGGAUAUAUAUAUAUACAUACAUUGUUAAAAAAAAUUCACACAAAGUAACAGUGCGAUUUGGAAAUGUGAAUGAUUUAAAAUGUCCUCUGGUUUUUGUUGUAUGUUAAAUUUUGUUUUAUUUAUAGUUUUGUGAAUCAUUCAAUCUUUUUUUAAAAUCUUUUCAUUUUACACCUGAUUUUGGCACUAGAUGAACUGCUUAUGUACACAUUGUUAGCAACGGAUGACUGGCAUUAGAGUGAUUUAAUGUUACCUGUGUGUAAAUGUACCAGUUUGACACAUGUCCAUACAUGUCAUAUAAUGAACAGAACUUUUAGUUAAAUUUUAGCCCUGUAGCCAUUUCUGCCAGUCAUUCAUAAUGGCUGUUACAUGGAUGUAUAUCUCUUAUGGUGAAUAGGAAUGCAGUAAUAACAGCUGCCUGCAUCAGAUAAGUGUGAUCAGAACAGGAGAGUUUCAAGUUUGAACUCUUGUCGCUAAAGUUAAUGAAUAUAAUACUGUAUCAUUCGACAUGUCAAAAAUCUUAGGCAACUUUGUUGACAUCAAUUUACCAAUCACAUGUCUCACCAUGUACCAGUUUUCUCCAUCGUUUGUAUACUGUAAAUGACUUUUUGUAAAACUUGGCAGACACCCC
Messenger RNA from Liolophura sinensis, 4196 nucleotides. Its product is annotated as transmembrane protein 8B-like. Gene Ontology annotation, cellular component: membrane. The transcript has 9 exons. Lineage: Eukaryota; Metazoa; Mollusca; Polyplacophora; Chitonida; Chitonidae. The coding region runs from base 125 to 2047 and encodes 640 amino acids. The record is from RefSeq and is a predicted model, not a curated record.